UGUUUCGCCAAGCUAUCCUCUCCUGUAAAAAAAAAAACCGGAUGCCGUUGCGACGAAAACGUCAACAACAUCCGCUUCCUGGUACAAGGAUAUUGUUAGCCCUGAGAGGUCAAGGAAAAGAGUUCGGAGGUAAUUUGUGGACUACAUUUCCCAUCGAGCUUUGUGGCGUCACGUGAUAGCUACAUGUGACAAGUACCAACCCUAAGACUGCAUCGCCGAAGGCAUCCUCAAAACGACAAUUGAUGUCCACGCCGCGCAGAAGGAGAACACCCAACGUUACAGAAAGCAAAAACAGCCAUGGCUCCUUCUGCUGAAAAAAAGCUGACGGGCCUAGUUGCAGCCACGUUUACUCCAUUCACCCCACAAGGUGAAGUCAACCUUGCAGAGAUUGGACCUUACAUUGACUACUUGAUAGAGAAGCAAGGCGUUCAUGGCAUAUUUGUGAACGGGACCACCGGGGAGAGCAUGUCUCUCACUGUUGCAGAGAGGAAGAUCCUGGCCGAGGACUGGUGUCAGAAAGCUAGGGGCAAAUUAGAUCAGGUGAUUGUGCACGUCGGCUGCAUGAGCCUUAAAGACGCCAAAGAACUGGCGGGACAUGCAGCGCAGAUCGGGGCUGACGCCAUUGCAGUCAUGGCCCCGUUCUUCUUCAAGCCUAGGACUGCAGACGCGCUGAGGUCGUUCCUCCAGGAAGUGGCUUCGGCUGCUCCAAAUCUGCCUUUCUAUUAUUAUCAUAUUCCAGCUGUCACCGGUGUUAAUGUGCCAGUGAGAGAUGUGUUGGAGGGUGUUGAAGAGCUCAUUCCCUCCUUCAGAGGUGUGAAGUUCAGUGGGAUUGACCUGAUGGACUUUGGCCAGUGCGUCAGCGACAGUCCGCCUCACUGGUCCUUCCUCUACGGCAUGGACGAGCAACUGCUUGCAGCCCUGGCUAUGGGGGCCGAUGGAGCAGUGGGAAGCACUUAUAACUAUGCGGGAUGUCAUUUCAACAAGCUCAUAUCGGCAUUUAAGGAAGGCCAUGUUGUCCAAGCCAGGAAGAUACAGUUCAAGAUGCAAGAGCUCCUCAGUUACGCCAUGAAACUUGGCUUCGAUGUGGGCGUGAACAAGCAGCUGAUGAACGAGUUGUCCGGCCUGAGCCUCGGGCCCCCUCGACUCCCCGUGACUCCGUGUCCGUUUGCUCACGCUCUGCUCAUCGUGAAGAAAUAUCACCACGUUUUUACCGACUCUUAAUGCGUUUCCAACUGGGUUGUUUGAAUCCCUCAUUAACUCGGCGCAGCAAAAGCACGCCUUGAAAUCAAACCCGACUGUUAAAUGAGAUGUUUUUCACGAGUCUGUCCUUCUGUAAUGUAGAACAAAUAUUUUAAUCUCAGUGUUUUAUGAUUUCUUAAUUGUAUGCAUUAAACUAAACCAGGGAAAUGUGGCGCUUUUUUUUUGUUUUUGCUACAUGUAGGAAAAUGGGGAAGUGUCACGUGACAUUCGUAGAACUUAAAAAUCUUCACGUUGAACUACCUCCAAAAAAUGUCAACGCUUUACUACUUUCAUUGUUUUCGUGUUUCAGGUUUGUGAAAUAAAAAUUAUUAUUUUUCUACUUGAUAUGAACGCGGUUUCACGAAAGAAUUAGCACUCUAGAAAAGGGAAAACAAUAUAAAACACAGAUUUAGCCUCUGUUUUGAGUUAGAAUUCAUACUGUCAUUAAUUAUAUACUUUUUUGAAUGACGUAUUAAAGGGAAAUAUACUGUUUAAUUAAUUAUCCCUGCUUUGGUUUGUAACAAUGAAUCACUCAUUAAUGCGUUGGGACAGAUUUAUUAAUGUCUUUUUUUUGUUCUGUUCCUGAGAAUAUCACAAGGCCAGAUUAUUUCGUGCACGAACAAGCGCUGCUUUGUGCCCACGAGAUGCCAGUAAAUGUGUCUAGUCAGCUAAAAAUGAUACACUGUCUCUGAUUGGUUUUAAAUUGUUUAUCCUGCUCUCUCGCUCUGUAUUCGCUAACAUUUCUUUGAGUUGUUUGAUUUUUUUUUGAUUUUUUUUCAAUCUGCUGAUAUAAUAAUAAAUUGUGAAUCUGU
This is a messenger RNA of Cyclopterus lumpus (lumpfish), 2051 nucleotides long. It is a transcript of the gene npl, whose product is annotated as N-acetylneuraminate pyruvate lyase (dihydrodipicolinate synthase). Bases 298 to 1221 code for a protein of 307 amino acids. Gene Ontology annotation, biological process: N-acetylneuraminate catabolic process. The transcript is spliced from 13 exons. The record is from RefSeq and is a predicted model, not a curated record. Gene Ontology annotation, molecular function: N-acetylneuraminate lyase activity; 4-hydroxy-tetrahydrodipicolinate synthase activity. Lineage: Eukaryota; Metazoa; Chordata; Actinopteri; Perciformes; Cyclopteridae.